This is a messenger RNA of Acaulospora morrowiae, 669 nucleotides long. NCBI's taxonomy places the organism in Eukaryota, Fungi, Glomeromycota, Glomeromycetes, Diversisporales, Acaulosporaceae. The record is from the annotation of a GenBank genome assembly.
AUGUCGAUUCUAGGAGCAGGAAAUGAGUCAGAUUAUAUCGCCUUUGUCAUACGUAUGUUGUAUAUUAAUAACGUAACGGUGUCAUUUUUGGUGCGUGAUGACAAAUAUGAGCUACGCAGUGACGCUGGUGACCAAGCUACGGACGGUGGUCGCACGCAUUGGGUAAACUCCUCCCAAGUAUUUCCGAAAAUUCUGAUAACUUAUCACAUUAACUGUAUGGAUGGUGUAAUAUUUACUUCCACGAAUUCUUCUGUCGUCACGUUCUUGGCGGCAUGUCAUGAAAUCCGUCUGCGGUAUGUGUGGGCACUCUCACCCGUAUCAACGUCGGGUGCAACCUCCGUCAUCGUCAUCGUUGACACUUCCGUCACAGCCUCGCCAGAGUUCCCGCUAAGUACAAACCCAUUACUCCUUAAAUGGGAGCAGCUUCCUCUGACAUUUGUGAAUCUCUCCAAAUUUGGAACACAUUUUCUUGCUGAACCCAGAGGUCGAAAUGCGGUAAGCACGGGUGGUUGCGCGUCAAUAGAAACAUCAACAGAGAGGAGGAACAAUUUGUCAACUCGCAUUUCUUCGAUCUUCCUUCCUGAAAGGAGGGGAUCGUUCGGCCGUGACCAGUCACCGUCACUCUUGGCCUAUCAUCUUGAUGCGGGUGUAUCGACCAUUCCAAAUUGA